Astrephomene gubernaculifera is the source of this 7801-nucleotide messenger RNA. The record is from the annotation of a GenBank genome assembly. NCBI's taxonomy places the organism in Eukaryota, Viridiplantae, Chlorophyta, Chlorophyceae, Chlamydomonadales, Astrephomenaceae.
CUCGGCCCCAUCUAAAACCAAAGUUUAGCAAAACUUUAGGCAGGAAAUAGCGAGCCCCCUAACGGAGCUGCGCCACCACGGACGGCGCCUCACUUUAGCCAGGCGGACUUGUAGACGCAAAAUGAACUAUAAUUGUUACAGAUCGUAUAGAUCCACAUGUUUUUGGUAUGCGGACGCACACGUGCUUUGUACAUAGUCGGAGAACGUGGGUGGAAAGGUCGAUGAGAAUGGCCAUGGCGCAACAACGCUAGUUUCUAUCUUUAGCUAGAGCUCUUAAGCAAGCGCUGGAACGCGAAAAGAAAUAGGGCAUUAGCUGCAAGUUCACUGGAGCAAUGGAGGGAUUUGCGCCCGCGAACGCACAAGGCGCACGACGACAAGUUUCAGAAGCAGAUACAGCGCUUUCAAAUGUGAUUACGAGCGUCACAGUUUCACAACAGGAAUCCCAGGGGCAGGCGUCUGAGCAAGCAGCGGGAAGCACAGGAGAGCCACCCAGCCCCCGUGCGGCACGAAGCCAAGUGUCAACAGCUGUUUCAUUUGAGGGAGCGCGUGCUGCUGGCUCUGCCGUCCAACCGGAGCGCUCGGUGGAUGAGGAUAGCGCGCUAUCGGCCGCGGAACCAGACGGUCCUGUACGUUCAAACCGUGGUCAAGGACCCCGGCCCGCAAACAGCCUCGUCUCCACAGCCGUCCACCCCAAAAUCCGGAAUGCGCACACCAGCGGCGCGCAUCACCCAUCGGCCCUUCCUCUGCAGCAACAACAUGCGCAGCACCAGCACCAACACCACGCUGCCGCUGCUCCCAACCACGUAGUUGGCGGGCGGGGCGCCGGGCUUACUGCUGACCACUACGCAUCCUCUCCUGAGGUCCAGCGGCCCCGCAGCAUUACAUCACAUGCCGCGGAGACAAGGGGCGAGGGGCGCGGUCACGGAGGCCGGGGUACCGGAGAGCAGGGGCCCAAUCCAGGCUACGGGCCCCGUGCACACCCUGCGCGUUCGAACGUUCGUGGCGCAACUCCGGCCUCCGUGUACGGGCAAAUCCAGGCACCCGGCCUGGUACCAGGCCCUCCGUCGCCUCGUAGGGUCCACCAGCACAGCCUACAUUGGGACGCUGGGGCGGCUGGCAUGGCGGGCAAUGGCGGUGUUGGCGGCGGCGUUGGUGAAGCAGGGCCUUCAGCGGUGCUGGACCCUGCAACAGCUGCUGCGGCGGCGGCCGCCCUUCUCGGUAACGGCCUAGUCGGCAGCUGGAACCUCAUGCACAACCUGAGUCGCUGUCCAGCCGACGAUGCGGCCGGCGAGCGUGGGCAGGCUGCGGCGCUGUCGCCAUCCUUCCUGGCUGCAGCUGCGGCGGCUGGGGGCUCCGCGGCUGGGGGUGCUGCGGGCGCGCUGCCGAUCCCAACCUCGCCCUUGACGCUUGCCGCUUUAGGGCAACAGCUGCAGUUGCAGGCUGCUAACAUGCAACACCAAGCUGCGCCUGCAGGACCCAUGGCGGCCCAUGCUGGGCAGCCCGGCGCGGGGACGGGGCUCGCCUCCGGUGCUCUUCCUGGGGUGUUAUGGCGGCCUCCGGGGCAGCAAGGGGCGGCCGCGGGACAGCAGGCGCAGCUGCUGCCCCCGCCGCCUCAGUUCCACCAACAACUCCUGCCGCCGACAUGGAAGCAGCAGCAACAACAACCACAACGACACCAGCAAGCUGCAGCAGCACCGACAUUGCAGCAACAGCAGCAGCAGCAACACCCCUUUGCGGCCAUUAUGCCCGGAGGUGGUGGCCUGGCAGGCAGCACCAAUAACGGGGGUAACGUGGGUGGUACGGCUGGCAUGGGUUUCGGUCUGGCGCCAGCUGGGGGUGCCGGCCCUGGCCCGAGUACGGGUCCUGCCGGGGGCAUGCCAUUCGGAAUGCCUGCAACAGGGCAUGGCGCGGCAUACGUUGGGGACCGAGGCAGGUUGCAGUUUGGGUUGACCGACAUGCAGGGUUUGCAUGGAUUGUUGCUGAGUGCUUCGUUGACGGCAAUGGCAGCUACGGCCAACAAUGUGGAUGGCAGCGGUGGUGCGGCGGCCGUAGUAGCAGCAGCGGGGGGCCAACUGGACAUGGAGCGUGGCGUCGGGGGCAGGCAAUCCCCGUUCCAGCAGCAACAACGGCAACAGCAACAACAGCAGCAAACCGCUUCGACGGCUGCCGGUAGCCCGCAAGCCCCGCUGCGCCCUGUAGCAGUGCACCAGCAGCACCAGCACCCGGACUCGCUGCAGUCAAACGUCCAUACGCAAGCACACGGAAACGCUGGCAGCCCCGGCGUUGCUUCUGCCGGCGGGGCAGGCGGACCGGCCGCGGCGGGUGCAGGCGCCGUCAUCACUGGGGCAUUCCCUCCUGGCGCUGUCAGCUACAGCGACAACGGUGAUGCCGUAGACGGUGGCGGAGACGUAGGCGCGCAUGGGGGCCCAGCUUUGGGGCUGGCCGAACCGCACCACCAUACCAUGCGCAUGUAUCUUCCGGUCAUGUUGCCGUUUGACUUAGUCAGGUUGGGGCAUGCUGCAACGGCGGCGGCCGCUGCAGGCCCGGCGCCGCAGUCUGUUCCACACGCCGGCGGCCAUGUGAGUGCGGUCAGUGCAGACGGCGACGGUGCUGCUGCCGCCUUGGGGAACCCCCAGAAUGGAGAGCAGCACCAGCGCUUGGGUAUUGCUGCAGCCGCGGCGGCGGCGGCAUCAGUUCUGAGCAUGCAAGCCCAGGAUGCCUCGCCACACGCUCCCUUGCAUUCUGAGCAUGAGUCCGGCCAUCACCGCACGACAGCAGCAGCAUCUGGAAGUGCCGGCGGCGGCAGGCAACAGCUCACGGCUGCCGCUUCAGCUGCCCGGGUUGGCUGCGGCGUGGUUGGUGGUGGCGGUGGCGGCAAUGUCAGCGUCGCGGGGGGCGUCAACGGCGGCAACGAAGGUACACGGUCAUUCGAUGCCGGUGGUGAAAGUGCGGCGGCGGCUGACGGGUCUCAGGGGCUGCGAACUGGCGGAGCCGCCGCCGCUGCCGCCGCCAUUAUGGCUGGCGGCGGUGCUGCGCUUGUCGGGCUAGCUGGCAUGGCGAUGACGCAGCAGCAAAACACCAUGCUGAGUGCCGGUAGCAACCCGGGCGGGGGCGACACGGGGGUCGAGGGAGUCGACAGCCUGGACGCUGCCGUCAGGGCCGCUGUCGCGGAGGAUACGCCCACGGCGUCUGUUGCAGCUCCGGGCAUGGGAGGCGGUGCUGCUGCUGCUGAUGGUGGCAGCGGCGCCGCAGAGGUGGCAGGGCAGCACCCGCACCAAGGCGGUGGUAGCGGAGCCGGGGUUGCAGGCCCCGCCGCCGCAGGUCCCGCAGGCGCUCCUGGGGGCGCUGCAGGACUGGGGGGGCUUGGGCUGGGUGGCAUGCUGGGUCUAGGCGGCGGGGCUGCAGCACACCAGCACCAGCACCUCCCUGAGCCCCAGCCCAACAACACCAACAAUGCCGCCAGCAACGGCUACGGCGCCGGACCCUCCAUGACGCACUCCGCGGACUACCGCUCGCAGCUGCAGGUGGCGCUCAGCUUGUUCCUGCAGGCCACGUCGGCGGCGUAUAACAGCCAGCGACAGAGCGGCAUCGCGGGCGGGAACGAGGGGUCGGGUGUGUUCGCCGCGGCGGGGGCGCAAGCCUCCGCCAGCAAUGUGGUUGGCCAGGAUGUGAGCGGCGGAGGCGUUGACGGUGCCGGCGGGGUUGGGAGCGCCGCUGCGGCUGGAGGCGGCGGAGGUGGCGGCGCUGCCGCGCCGGCGGGCGUUGCAAGCAGCGACGGCGUUGGGGUUAGCGGCGCGGGACCGGGUUCUGCUGCUGGCGGCGGCGGAGGUGGUGCCAGUCCUGCUGCAGCACCUCCGGACCACGUCGCCGCGGCGGCAGCUCCAGCGGGGGCUGCAGCAGCGGCAGCGCAAUCCAUGCAUGGCGUCGUGACGGGUGCGGCGGCGGCGGGUGCUGAGCCCAUGGAUACUGAGGGGCAAGUGGUGGACCAAGCGGCAGUGGCAAGCCGAGGAGAGAUGAAUGUAAGUCCCCUGCCGGCGGCAGACGCGAGGGAUGCUGGCGUUGGUGCAUUUGGCGGUUCCGGCGGCAGGGAUGUCAGCCCAGCUACGUACCGAGCUCCCCAGUGGUCAACACAUAGGGGUGGCGGCGGCGGUGGCUCCAGGUCCGCAAUGUACGGCAGCAGCGGCGGCGCCGGCGACAAUGCCGGCCGCGGCAGCAACCUCCAUGGCGGAGACGCCAUGGGCCAUCAGCUCCAUUCCCCGCACCAACAUGCACAGGCCGGCGGAGGCACCGCGCAUCACCAUCAGCUCCACCAGCACCACCAGCACCACCACAUGCCUUCCACCCUCAGUCAGGGCUACCUACGCCCAGCCAGCGGCGGCGGCGAAGCUGGCGGAGGCGCCACCGGUAGCCACCGCGGCGGCGCGGCGACCCAUGGGACGCAGGGCAACCGCAGCCACGGCGUCGCGGAGCUUGGCGGGGGCCUGCUGAUGCCUGGCGGAGGCGACCAGGAGGGCAACGGAGCAGCAGCGCCCGCAGGCGCCAGCGUCGGCAGCGCCGGCGGCGCCGCUGGCGGCGACGGUGAGCAGGCGGACAACAACUCGGCCUUGGCUCUGGAUGCGGAGGCUGGUCAUCCGGCUGCAUCGGUGCAUGCGACGGUGGUGGCGGAGGACAGCGACGACGUGUCGGAGGGUGGCGGCGGCGGCGGCGGAGACAGCGGGUCCAUGGAGGUGCCGCCGGCGGCGGCGCGAGGGGGCGCGGGGCUUGACGGCGGCAGUGCUGGCGGGGGCGGCGGCGCUGGCGGGGUUGGAAGCAGCCGAGGAGGUGCAGGCCUUGGAGAAAUCCUGAGCCAGCGGUUUGACGGCUUAAGGUCUCGGUCCACGGAGGGUCGCGCAUCCAAGCAGCAGCCGCGAGGGGACAUGCCGGCGCUCCAGGGACAGCCGGCCACCGGCGCAGGGACGGCCGGCGGGGGCAGCCGCCAGGCGGAGGCGCGGAGCCCGCCACGCCAUAACACCGGAGGCGCUGGCCCACGGGACUCAAGCAUGGGCAUGGCUGCGGGGCCAUCCCAUGAUGACACGGGCAGCGGCAGCAACGGUGCCACCACAAGCGACACGGUGGACAUGGCCGAAGAUGACAGCCGCAUGGGCUCGGCCUCAGAUCAUGCGGGGUCGGGCAUGGGCGACGGCCCGCCGGAUCACAUGCUAACGGACGAAAGUCUGUUACCGUUGGACGAGCAUGGAGGCGAGAAUGGCGGCGGCGUCGGCGGGGCCGCUGAGAUGGUGGAGGAGCGGGGGGACGACAAUGACAACGCGGGCAGUGCGGACGGCGGCGAUGGGGGCGAUGGGGAUGAGGAGGAGGGCCCGGAUGGGGAUGGAGACGGUGGGGCGCGUACCAGCGUGGGGCCGGCGGCGGCGUUGAUGGGCAUGUUGGGCGGUGGCGGCGGAGGCGCGAGCACGGGUCACAUGGGCCCGGCGGAGGGAAGCGAUGGCAAGGGCUCUCCGACAGAUAAGGUUGCUAGCCAUCACCACCAUCACCAUCAUCAUCACCGCCACCACCACCAAGCCGCUAGUCACCAUCCGUACUACCAUGGAACGCCCCAAGCGACGCCAUCCGCAGCACCGGCCGGAGGAGGCGGUGGCGGUGGCGGCGGCGGAGCAGCCGGUGUCAGUGCUGCCGGCGGAGGCGGAGGCAUCUUGCUUCGUGCCUGCAACAGCAUCUCCACCCGUCGCCACGACAGCCACAAUAAGGACCCACGGCAGCAGCAAGCCUCGCAGCUUCAGACGGUGGCCUCAUUGUACGCAGCCGCAGCCGCCGCUACAGUAGCGGCUGCGGAGGCGGCAGCGGGCAACGUAGGCGGCGGCGGCGGCCCCGGUCCCGCAGGUAGCGGCGCAGCAGGGGCCAUGUUCAUGACCCCCGCAGGCGGACCAGCGGUGCGCAGCGGAGCCGCUGCCGGUCAGGAAGCUGCCGCGUCUGUGCGGGAUCGGGGCAGCCCCGCGCCUCGGGAGACGCCCCUUCCCGCCGCCAAUAGCACCGCCGUGAGUCCGGUUGCACUGCAGGAUCGCGUGUCGCCAAGGUGGCCGGGGGGUGACGCGGCGGCGGCGGAAGGACGAGGUGGCGGCCGGGGCGCGUCGCAUGCGCACCUGCAACACCCGCACCAGCAACACCAGCAUCAGAGCUGGGAAGAGCGGCACGGUAGCGUCGCUGGCGCAGGCCCGGCUUUGAGUGUAUCGAAUGCCCAACGCAACAUGCACCUGGGGGGUGCCCCCGAUGCCGACGGCGGCACCUGCCGUACACCUCGCAGCACCGGCGCCGCCGGCCGACCGGCUUCCGGCGGCGGUGGCAACGCUGCUGCAGCCGCCGCUGCAGCUGCCGGCGGGCCCAUGGGGACAGCAACGACGCCUGCUGGCACAGCCGCAUUGCGGAAAUCCUCGAGCCAGGAAGCUGUAGGAAGCGUUCGGCGUCAGCCCUCACCGCUGCUGGGCGCUCCUGGCGGGUCACUCCACCCGCCGCCUGCGUCGCAGCAGCGCCAAGGAAGUCCGCCUGCCGGCAAUGCGCAGGCACCUGCCGCAUCAGCGCUCCAGCCAUCGCAUCAGCAGCAGCGUCCGCACAUGCGUGCUCCGCAGCAGCGUCCCCAGCGGCAUCAUCACCACCACCACCACCAGCAACAGCAGCAACAUGAGCGGGUUGCCUCGGCAUCAGCCUCGCAACAGCACCAACAACAACCGCAUUCGCAACAGCAGCAACAGCGGCAGCAGGGUAGCGCAGCUGUACAGCCUCACAGCGCUGGCCAGGACCAUGCGCCUAACAUGAACCGCAACAACGAGAACACAACGCUUGCUGCUGUGGGGCUUGCUGCCAUGCACCCGACGAGUGUCCUGACGACUGCCUCCCAGCCGCCGCCGCCCAACCUGGCCCCCAACGCUCACCAGCAAGAGCUGUCGCAACUGCAAAACACCUCUGUGAGCCGUCGUGGCGACGGCCUUCACGCAGGUGGUUUAGCAGCCGCGGCAGCGGGGGGUGCUGCGGCUGGCGGUGCGGCCGACAGCGACGCUCGACCCGCCAACGCGCAGGCGACCCGUGGGUCAGCUGGAGGCGGCCCCAAUGCUGGCGCCGUGGGCGGCUUCAUGGGUAAUCGUGCGCUACAGGCGGCCGUGCCGCAGGUGACGGAGAUCCAUGGGCCUCUUGUCGGGAUGGCUGCGACGGCGGCGGGGGCUAUGGCCAUCCAGCAGCAGCAGGACCGCUUGGCGAUGGCUGCUGCCACAUCCGCUGCUGCUGCGAACGCCGCGGCGGUGGCACAUGCACAGGGCGGUUGGCAGGAAGAGGAGCGCCGGGACGGUAACCGCAGUGCCUCCCCAAGCGGUCCCAGCUGCUCUGCCGUCAUGCCACAGUUUACAGAGGUGCAUGGUGCCUUCACACGCGGGGCAGGCACGGCGGCGGAAGCGCAGGCGAGGCUGUUGAGAGGCGGCGGGGGUUUUGGAGCGGGCGGCAGCAGGGCAGGCGAGGCAGAGCGUGCAGCAGAAGCCGGUGGCGGGGGUGGUGGCGGCGGCAGCCGAGGAGGGACGCGGCGUGACUCUGCAGGUAGGGGCCUUCCUUCGCCUUUCGUAACGGUUGCUGGAGCAGCGCACAACCAGGCUACCGGUGGGGGCCUCGGCGUGGAUGGGCCAGGGAGUGCGGGCGCGGCAGCUGCGGUGGCACGUGGCGAGGCCGCGGAUGGAUUCGCUAGAGGCCGGGGCAGUGCCGCGCGUACUGCCAUGGCCACAGCGACGGUGGGGAAUCGCCGCCGUGGGGGCGGCAGCGGUGGCGC